GGCUCCGGCUCCGGCUCCGUCCCCCGCGUCCGUGGGUCCGUCCGUGGGAAGCUGGGCCCCGUCGCUCCGCCCCGCCCGGCGAUGCCAACCCGGCUCCUGCUGGCCCUGGCCCUGGCCCUGGGCCACCUGUCCCCGCUGACCGUGGCCACCUCCCCCUCCGGCUCGGCUUCGGGGCCGCCCGUCCACUCCAACGCCAUCAAGAUCGCCCCCCCGGUGGCCCCGGGGGCACCAGUGGCACCGCUGGCACCUCUGCCCGGGGGCACCGCGGCCAGUCCUGCGCCGCCCAAACACCAGCCCCUGGACGCCCGCAAGCCCGGCUCGCCCCGCUGCGCCGAGGACGGGCACUGCCCCCCCGACGAGUUCUGCGCCGGGCCCGGGGGCUCCCACCUCUGCCAAGCCUGCAGGAAAAGGCGCAAACGCUGCCUGCGCCACGCCAUGUGCUGUCCGGGAAACGUCUGCAGCAACGGAAUCUGCGUCCCAUCAGACCACGAUCACUUCCAGCAGCCGGAAAUUGACGAGACGGUCAUCGAAAGUUUCACUCGUGACCACAGCACCUUGGAUGUCCAUUCCAAAAGGACCACUUUGUCUUCAAAGAUGUAUCACUCCAAAGGCCAAGAAAGUUCAGUCUGCCUCCGAUCGUCUGAUUGUGCUGCUGGUCUCUGUUGUGCUCGCCAUUUUUGGUCCAAGAUCUGUAAACCAGUCCUUAAAGAGGGUCAAGUGUGCACUAAACACAGAAGAAAAGGUUCACAUGGGCUGGAAAUCUUCCAACGCUGUUACUGCGGAGAAGGCCUGUCAUGCAGAAUACAGAAAGAUCAUCAUCUAGCGAGCAAUUCUUCUAGACUUCACACUUGCCAGAGACAGUGAACACCUUGGGUGUGCCUUAGCAACAUGGACUCCUUUUACAUAAUAGACGCUCUGGGGACGUUUUGUGACACUUUUUUUUUUUUGGUCAGUUCAUCCUUAAGGAAAUACAAAUGUCAGUGUUUACAACUAAGCACUCCCAAGAUGAUGCCCUUUCUAAAGUUUGGAGUGCUGUUGCAUCUUUCGUUUCUUUACGGAACUAUCCAGUGACUUUUUGCAGUAAAUUACUGUGUUGUAAAUAUACAGUGUGGCACUUAUUUGUAAAUGUUUCAAGACUUUAAUUAUUUUUCUCAAGUGCUGCAUGGUUUCCAGUUCAAUCUUGUGAUGUAAAGUUUUAUAUACACUGGUUAGGUUAGCUUGGGUCUGAUAAAUACUUUUUAAUUUUUAAUUGAAUAAAUAAUUUCAAUUUCUACUUU
Molecule: messenger RNA, 1277 nt
Organism: Ornithorhynchus anatinus (platypus)
Lineage: Eukaryota; Metazoa; Chordata; Mammalia; Monotremata; Ornithorhynchidae
Gene: DKK1
Product: dickkopf WNT signaling pathway inhibitor 1
Exons: 4
Coding region: 82-864 (260 amino acids)
Biological process (GO): multicellular organism development; negative regulation of canonical Wnt signaling pathway
Cellular component (GO): extracellular region
Molecular function (GO): co-receptor binding; receptor antagonist activity
Source: RefSeq, a predicted model, not a curated record